AUGAGUUCUACCGUGGUUCGGCCCCAGGCUAGCCUCGGAACCCGCGGGGAGACACGUCGCCUCAUGCGGGAAGUUGAGCGAGCAGCUCGUUACGGUGAGCUUCGUCGUUGGCGGAAAGAGUGGGUGACAAUCGGUAACGUGCGCUGUUACGCCUGGGUGCACAUAACUGAGGAGGAAACGACGAAACCCGAAGAAAACGGCUCUGAGCGCGAGACAGCCGACGAACAAGCGUCAUCGGAAGCAACACCCAUGGACGAUAACCCGCAGGCACGUGCAGCAGAAAGCGUUAUGACUGCGAAUGUUGCGUAUACAUCACAAAAACGACACCGAGAUAUGCUGGAACAGUCCAGUGGCGUCGGUGGCCCUGCAAGACGCGAGCAGAGUCUCUCGUCGUCGGUGUCGUCUACCGUUGGUGGCGACGUUGAUAUAGCUGAAACUGGCGAAACCUCUGCCCAGCUGUCCGAAAGAACUACCACAGGCAACGCUCGGAUCGCUGCAGGUGUAGAGGAGCUCAACAUUGCUUCAGCACCGGAUGCACUGGGAUUCGGUUUACGAUCCGAGACUGCAGUUUCCGGCUUCGACGAUGCCCACCGGCAGCUGCCCGAACACGUCGCCGCGUCAGUGUCCAGCAGUGGACGCUGCCCACGAGUUUCGAGUCAAAGCGAGGUGCCGAGUCCUAACUCGCCUGAGAUGCACCCAAUCGCGGAGAUCAAAUUCGGAGGUAGUUCUGAAUCAGGUGCAAAGGACACUGCGAAUGACGAGCCCAUGCUGCUUGAUGGCGAAUGA
Molecule: messenger RNA, 786 nt
Organism: Cyanidioschyzon merolae strain 10D
Lineage: Eukaryota; Rhodophyta; Bangiophyceae; Cyanidiales; Cyanidiaceae
Exons: 1
Coding region: 1-786 (261 amino acids)
Source: RefSeq, a predicted model, not a curated record